Messenger RNA from Ananas comosus (pineapple), 843 nucleotides. RefSeq names its product vacuolar iron transporter homolog 4-like. Lineage: Eukaryota; Viridiplantae; Streptophyta; Magnoliopsida; Poales; Bromeliaceae. The record is from RefSeq and is a predicted model, not a curated record. Bases 73 to 720 code for a protein of 215 amino acids. Gene Ontology annotation, cellular component: membrane. The transcript has a single exon. Gene Ontology annotation, molecular function: manganese ion transmembrane transporter activity; iron ion transmembrane transporter activity. Gene Ontology annotation, biological process: intracellular manganese ion homeostasis.
AAGCCUCUCUAGAGGCGUGUGUCUCCCACACUACUCAUCCCCCUCCCCCACCACCCCACCUCCUCUCUCUCCAUGGCUCUCCAAGAAACCAAGCUCACAAUUAAUGGCGCGAGCUUCGAAGCCCAAGUCCCCACAACCCCCGACGACGAGCUCGACUAUUCGAAGCGGGCGCAGUGGCUCCGCGCCGCGGUCCUCGGCGCCAACGACGGCCUCGUCUCGACGGCUUCGCUGAUAAUGGGCGUCGGCGCCGUAAGAGACGGGGGCGCCCGCGCCAUGCUCGUGGCCGGCUUCGCGGGCCUCGUGGCGGGCGCCUGCAGCAUGGCGAUCGGCGAGUUCGUGUCUGUGUACUCGCAGCUCGACACCGAAAUAGCUCAGCUGAAUAGAGCGGAGGGGCGGAAGGACGCGACCGUCGGCCAGGCAGCCGUCGGGGACAUGAGGCAGCUGCCGAGCCCGGUGCAGGCUGCGGUGGCGUCGGCGCUGGCGUUCUCGGUCGGCGGGGCGGUGCCGCUGCUCGCCGCUGGGUUCAUAACCAGCUACAAAGUGAGGAUGAUGGUGGUGGCGGCGGCGGUGACUGUGGCGCUUUUAGGGUUCGGGAUCGCCGGGGCCGUGCUCGGCCGCGCCCCCGUGGGGAGGUCGUGUGUGAGGGUGGUGGUUGGAGGUUGGCUCGCCAUGGCCAUAACUUUUGGGCUCAUGAAGCUCUUUGCUUCCACUGGGCUCUGAUUUGUGUUAAAUAUAAAAAUAUUUAAACAUUGUUCUCUAUCAACUUAACUAUUUAAAGGAGAACGAUUGUUUUACAAUUUGGACCUCAAAUGAGCUUCACGAACAUGUUUAAUAAAAAUUUUU